AUGUUCUCUCUGUUCACGGGUUUUAGGUUUCAUGAAAUCAUGUCUGCUAAUCACAAGCAGAUUGGGGUAAUGAUGAAGGGUUUUGACUGGUUUUCAUUCUGUUCAGACAGAGAAGACAAACUUUAUUCAUCAUUGCUCUUCGCCGUUUUUUGUUUUAUUUACUAUGUUUUUCAACUUAGUUAUCGUGGUAUUGUAUCUUGUCAGACACUUGAGUUUUUGCAACCCUUUUAUAUUGUUCACGACUUAACAAAUUUUCUAUUGGUGGCUUCAAGUUUCUGUUUUUCAGUUCGUGUAGCUCAUCUCUUCCAUAUUUCUUAUUAG
Ilex paraguariensis (yerba mate) is the source of this 321-nucleotide messenger RNA. Lineage: Eukaryota; Viridiplantae; Streptophyta; Magnoliopsida; Aquifoliales; Aquifoliaceae. The record is from the annotation of a GenBank genome assembly.